Entamoeba invadens IP1 is the source of this 1705-nucleotide messenger RNA. RefSeq lists its product as hypothetical. The record is from RefSeq and is a predicted model, not a curated record. The transcript has 2 exons. NCBI's taxonomy places the organism in Eukaryota, Evosea, Mastigamoebida, Endamoebidae. The annotation marks the transcript as partial.
AUGCAAAUUCUCUUAUUUACUGCCUACUUAAUGCUUUGCUCAAAAGCAAUCGAAGAUACAGAAUGUUGCACACUCGACAAUACUAAAAUGUAUAACCAAAAAAUAACAAAUAUUGUGUAUCUGCCAGCACAAAAAGUUGAGAUUGGUGCAAAAGCAUUCAAAGGUGCAACUAAAUUGGCAACAGUCACAAUAGCAAACAAAAUCAAGUCUCUUGGCGAUGAAGCGUUCAGUGGGUGUGUUGCUCUGACAAAAAUUGAUGUUACAGAACUCACAACAAUUCCAGCAAAGUGUUUUGAGGGUUGCACUUCUCUGGCAACAGUCACUGGGUUUGAAGCAGUCACUUCAUUUGGCGAGUCAUCGUUCACAAAAACAGCAAUGCCAACAAUCACUUUUGGUAAGGCGGUGACCGAGUUUGGAAAUAUGGCUUUCAAAGGAGUUACAGUUGUUACAGAUAUUGCAAUUCCAACAGUCACUUCAUUUGGAACAAAUGUUUUUGAUGGAAUCACAACUCUGAAACACGCCGAUUUGUCUGAAAAUACAAUGAUUCCUGAGGGUACUUUUUCAGGAUGCACUAUGUUGAAUAACGUUUCAAGAACACAGAAAGUUGCAACAGUUGGAAAAGACGCGUUCAAAGAUUGUGCCAAACUUGAAAACCUCAAUUUGUAUGCGCCACUCACAACAUUAUCAGACACACUGACAAAUGUGAUAAACUUGUUUUUCCAUGGUACUGCGGCACCAGCAACUCUCCCAAAUGAUUUGAACAGCAAACUGAAUGUGUAUGUCACUGAAAACUACACAGCCUCUGUGUUUGGAAAGUUGACUGUUCUCAAGGCGAAAUGCACAAACUCUGAGUGUGUUGAUGUCACUCCUGGUGUUGCACCAGCUGCAAAAAUGGCAGGAGAAGUCACACCAAAGUGCAAAGCAUGCCCAAACAAUUUCUUGAGUGUUGAUGGAAAUAACUAUUACUGCGAGUAUGAUAUGGCGGUUUGUUUGUCCAAGCAUCCCAAUUGCAAAGUGUGUGCUGUUGAUAAAUGCUACCAAUGCAAGGAUGAUAAAUACUUGAAGGAAGACCUCUUUGAGUGUUUUGAUGCAAGUGAUGAUAAGUAUUAUAGCGAUGAUUCAACCACAACUUCACAUAAAUGCAAGAAGUGUUUCCCAGAAUGCCAGAAUUGCACCGAUGGAAUUAAAUGCACUUCUUGUCCUAACAACGCACUGCUUCUUGAAGACACUGGAAAAUGUGUUACAGCCACUGAAUGCCCAUCUGGAUACUACAAAGAUAAAACAGCAGCAGCAACAUGUAAGAAGUGCAAAACUGGAAGCAAUUGUCUGACUUGUGAAUCUGACACAAAGUGUUUGUCUUGUAUUGAUGGAUUCUAUUUGGCAGAUGAAGGAAAAUGUUCUGCGUGUAACACAAUUGCUGGGUGUGGGAAAUGCAAGUCAGCCACCGAGUGCACUGAAUGUACAACUGACAAUCUCCAACCAGACAAAACUUGCAAAAAGAACUGCCCAGAAGCGUACUUUGCAAAGGAUAAGGUGUGCACUGCAUGUGUUGAUGAUUGCAAGACGUGCACCGAAGAAACCAAGUGCACUAUUUGCAAAGAAGAUGCUCUGAUUGUUGAAGACACCAAAAAGUGUGUGAAAGGCAACUGUCCAGAUAUGUAUUUCAAAGAUAAUGCUGAGAAGAUGUGCAAGAGGUGCACUGAUG